GGAGACGGAGAUGAAGGCGGAUGCCCUGUCGAGUACUCGCACCCAUGGCCGUAUCUCGACAAAAUGUUUAAGUUUACUGAACGGAUGAACGAUUCCUAUCGUUUUAAAUGCGUGCUUUGUUUGCCGAAAGUAAACCACAUCACUGCAUACAAAAAUUCGCCGUCCAACCUGCGGAAGCAUAUUCUGAGGAAACAUAAUUGUCAGCUGGCAAAGUACUGUGAGCUAACCUCGGUGGCCUCCAAGAGGAAAACCGACCCAGGAACGACCUCAAACACCAAGCAACUGAAGCUGCGGGAAACGAGACAAGUGUCUCAAAAAACGGUAGACAACUCGAUACUCCGCUUCAUUGUGCAAGGUCUCCAAGCCUUCUCCCUCGUAGAACAACAGUCAUUCCAGACCCUAGUCCAGGAUUUGCAGUCAAACUCUGUUGUAAUGUCUCAAGCUACGGUUUGCCGCAGAAUUGAGACAGCCAUGACUACCAUGAAGGCAAAAGUUAAGGAAGAAAUGAGCAAGACUGCUUACAUUGCCACAACAACUGACUGUUGGACUGCAAGGAGGAGGAGUUUUAUUGGUGUGACUGCACACUGGUUAGAUUCCUCCAGUUUUGAAAGACAUUCUGUGGCUCUUGCGUGUAGAUGGAUCACACAUUUGAUGUCUUGGCAAGUGCAUUGAAUGACAUACACACAGAGUAUGAAAUCCGUCAGAAAAUAGUGAGAACCACAACUGACAAUGGUUCAAAUUUUCUCAAAGCUUUUCGUGAGUUUGGACUGGAUGAAAACCACAAUGACCUUGCUGAGGAGGCAACCGAGGAAGGAGCCGAUGAAGAUAGCUCUGAUGAAGAGACAGAGGUUGAGUUUGUUGAUGUUGAUGCCAUUAUGGCUGAAGAUGAUUGCCUCCAGUACCAACUGCCAAAGCAUCAUCGGUGUGCCUGUCACUUACUCAAUUUGGUUUCCACAGUGGAUGUUGAGAAGGCAAACAGUUCAGAGGCCUACAAUAAACUUUCAAGGUCAGCCUUCUCUAAGUCCCAGGCUCUCUGGAACAAGACUUCAAGGUCGACUCCUGCUGCAGAGUCAGUUGAGAAGCACUGCAAGUUACAACUGGUACAGCCAAAUAAAACAAGAUGGAACUCUUUAUAUUUGGCUGUUGAGCGCAUUGUGAGAAUCCUCAAAGAUCAAGGAGAAGGACCCA
Alosa alosa (allis shad) is the source of this 1188-nucleotide messenger RNA. RefSeq lists its product as uncharacterized. Lineage: Eukaryota; Metazoa; Chordata; Actinopteri; Clupeiformes; Clupeidae. Bases 64 to 672 code for a protein of 202 amino acids. The record is from RefSeq and is a predicted model, not a curated record. The transcript is spliced from 2 exons.